Molecule: messenger RNA, 732 nt
Organism: Sugiyamaella lignohabitans
Lineage: Eukaryota; Fungi; Ascomycota; Dipodascomycetes; Dipodascales; Trichomonascaceae
Gene: CUS2
Product: Cus2p
Exons: 1
Coding region: 1-732 (243 amino acids)
Cellular component (GO): U2 snRNP; U2-type spliceosomal complex
Molecular function (GO): RNA binding
Source: RefSeq, a predicted model, not a curated record
AUGGGCCAUACAACAGAUCCAAUUGCCAAAGUGAAUUUCCCUCCAAUUCCCAAAGGCACGCCGUCAGACUCAUUAGAAUGGGCCAAAGAUCCACGUAUCGCGUACUCACAAGUGACAGGAAAGUGGAUUUUUGAAGACGUCGACAAUGGAGAUGAAUACGAGUUCAAUGAAGAAGUACGCAGCUGGGUCCCUAUCUUAGAAGAAGAAGAUAUAAAAUCCCAACAGCAAGCUUACCAACCUCCUUCGAAACGAUCACCAGAUCGUGAAGAUGAAUCCAAGCACGAAGACACGAGUACUAAUGGCUCAAAAAGAACGAAAAAACCAAAAUUAGAUCAACCGAGUCACAAAGAAAGAAAGCCAACCGGUAUUUAUUUAUCGAAUCUUCCAAAAGAUGUGACAUAUGAAGAACUGGACACGACGUUCUCCAAGUACGGUGUUAUCGCUGAGGAUUUGAACACAGGAAACAAGAAGAUUAAAAUCUAUAGAGACGAUAAGGACCAGCCAAAGGGAGAUGCUCUCAUCGUUUAUUUUAAACCUGAAAGUGUUCCUUUAGCCAUAGAAAUGAUGGAUAAUAGCGAACUACGUCCUGGAGAGCCGGGUAGAAACCCUAAUGGCAAGAUCGCUGUUCAAUUGGCAGAGUACAAACACUCCGAAGACAAUCACGAAAAGCCCAAACUCAACGCCAAAGAGAAGCUCAAGAUACAAAAGAAGCUACAGAAGCUCAAUGAGUAA